AUAGCCAAAAAAGAAAACAAAAUUAUCCUCGACUUUCAUAUUAUUUCGUCAGAUUUUUACUGCGAAUUUCAUUUAAUAACUACACCCUUCUGAGGGUCUUUUCAGUUGCUGAAAUAAGAUGGAAAGAACAAGAACAUUAGUUUUUAUAAGCUGUCUGGUGUUAUUGGGCAAUGAAUCAGCCUCUAUUAAUCCCAAUAUCGAAAUCUUAAACCGCAUGCUUAGUGACAUGGAUGAAAGAGCCAACCCGUGCCAGAACUUCUACAACUCCUCCAGAAAGAAUCUGGAAUGGGGUGAAUCACCGACGGUAAACGCCCAGUUUAAAGUCCUAUUCGAAGGACUGAAGAACCAAUCCUUUAAAGAGCACAGCUUGGAGGAGAAAGUGCGACGUUUCUACCAAAUAUGUCUGGGAUCGUCAAAGGCCCCAGGUCCUAUAAAGUACUUUAAGCUGGUGCCACCGGGUGAAAACCUACCUUGGCCUCAUCUUACACCCAACGGAAGUGAAUGGCCCAAGGAAAAGUUCAAAUGGAUGGAGACACUGGCACGACUUCGUCGGUAUGGCUUAAAUGACGUCAUGUUUGGAAUGAAUGUAAGACUAGAUCCAGACAGUGGCCAUCCCAUAGUGGUUAUUGAAAGAAAGUACAAUUUCCGAUUCCGUUUCCUCGAAUCUUUACUCGGCCUUGGCCUGUCCCACGAAAUGGUUAUGGAAAUAGCGCCACUGGAUCAUGCCCUUCGAGAAAUGUAUAUAUUAGAUAAGCAGUGGGAAGAUGAGGGAAGAAACUCUCCAAAGCGACGGAUUAGUCUAAGGGAACUGGAGUUUUAUGGGGUGUUCCUAACCGAAUAUCUCGAGAUCGUCUUUGGUCGCCAAUUUUUGCCGGACUUUGAAGUGCACAUGGAAAAUCUGUACUACAUGAUGAGGCUCCAGGAAUUAAUGACCGCCGUCGAUAACCAGGUGGUGGCCCAUUACCUCUCGGCACGCUUCCUCUUUUAUUCGAUGUUUACUCUAGCAAAAUCAAAACAUGGUGGUGUCAACUCUUGUGUGAAUGUCAUGCGUUUCUGCCUGGAAUUCGCCAGCAAUCUUCUAUACGAGGAGCAGGUUUUGGGACGCAGAAGGUUCCGUAGCUACAUGAACCAGGCCGAAAAGGUGUUUGAAGCCAUGCGCAAUCAGCUCCUCAUCAGGGUGGAAAGAAACUCCCUAAACCUGACAAUCCCAGAGAUAAAUUCCCUGCAGAACCGGUUGAAGAGCUUGUCCCUGAGUAUUGGGAACCUGCCCGGAAAGGGCGGACACCGGCGAUUUGUAACUGAUUUCUAUAAGGAUCUGGAGUUUGAAGUCGACGAGGAUCUCGAGACUGCCCAACUCAAGGUAUUGAAGUUUCGAACGAACAUUGAGUUAAGCCUUCUGGACAACCCAGUUGCCAAAACCAGGCGAUACGUCAUCCAUUCUUAUCCCAUCUCAAAUAACUUUUUCGAAACUGCAAUUGAGGAAAAUGGCAACACUAUCUAUCUAUCCUACGACAUUCUAGAGGAUUCUUCGUUUGAUCCCGACGCCCAUGACAUAUUCAAGAUGAUUCCCCUGAGCAUCUUCAUUGGAAUGAGAAUGUUAGGAAGUUUAAAUAUUGUAGAAAAAUGCGAGCAGAAUGACGUAAAUUUACUUAACUUGUUCGAUGAUAACCAGAUUAUAACCGGCAGAUACACUUGUGCGAACUUAUGGGAGCCAAAAUGGGAGCAGAACUUGCGCGAAGAGUAUCUCCUGAACCUGAAUUUGGCCUACGAAGCCUAUUUCGCAGAGGGUUCUAAGUUCAGCCAGAGACAACCCAACUUUACUACAAUGUCCCUAAGAGAGUUGUUCUUCUUGAGGUUUGGCCAGAGCACUUUGGGCAAUAAUUUGUAUUCCCGAAGCGAUUUCGUUAAGGGCGGUCCACCCAUCAAUUCCGUGACCAUGCUUCCCGCUUUUGUUCAGACCUUUAACUGUCUGGAUAAUGGAAAGGUUUUCAUCCAGAAAGAUGGAAUAUAGUGAUAAGAAAAAGUUGAUACAUACAUUUUCUCUACCUCAUUGUAAAGUGAUACUAUACAUUACAUAUAUGAUACAAUCAAGAUAUUUCGUUUUCUGCUUUAGGCGUCUAUCAAAUAAAUACAGACAUUUAC
Messenger RNA from Drosophila subpulchrella, 2142 nucleotides. RefSeq lists its product as uncharacterized. Gene Ontology annotation, biological process: protein processing. Gene Ontology annotation, molecular function: metalloendopeptidase activity. The transcript has a single exon. The coding region runs from base 119 to 2011 and encodes 630 amino acids. NCBI's taxonomy places the organism in Eukaryota, Metazoa, Arthropoda, Insecta, Diptera, Drosophilidae. Gene Ontology annotation, cellular component: plasma membrane. The record is from RefSeq and is a predicted model, not a curated record.